Molecule: messenger RNA, 1533 nt
Organism: Humulus lupulus (European hop)
Lineage: Eukaryota; Viridiplantae; Streptophyta; Magnoliopsida; Rosales; Cannabaceae
Product: aldehyde oxidase GLOX1
Exons: 1
Coding region: 43-1533 (496 amino acids)
Source: RefSeq, a predicted model, not a curated record
GGCAGUUGGAAUGUUCUUCAAACAAGCAUCGGUAUUUCAGCCAUGCACAUGCAGCUACUCAACAACGACCGUGUCGUCAUUUUCGACCGCACCGACUUCGGAAGCUCUAACUUGUCGUUGCCGGCUGGAAAAUGUCCUAAGAACUCCAAAAACUGCACCGCGCACUCGGCGGAGUACGACGUUACCGCCAAUACCUUCCGGCCUCUCACUGUUCAGACCAACGUGUGGUGCUCAUCCGGCGCAGUCAUGGAGAACGGAACCCUAAUCCAAACCGGUGGUUCCUUCGAAGGAGAACGAAGGGUGAGGGUUUUCAAUCCCUGUGGUAAUACUGAGUGUGAUUGGCAAGAGAUAGACCUCGGACUGGAGAAGAGUCGGUGGUACUCAACCAAUCAUGUUCUGCCAGAUGGGAGGGUGAUAAUCCUCGGUGGCCGGAGACAGUUCAACUAUGAGUUUUAUCCUAAAGAUAUUGACAACAAGUUCUAUGAUCUACCUUUCUUAGCUCAAACAAACGACAAGGGAAUAGAGAACAAUCUAUACCCAUUUGUUUUCCUCAACGUCGAUGGAAACCUAUUCGUUUUCGCCAACAACCGAGCAAUAUUGCUAGACUACAAGACAAACCAAGUGGUAAAAACGUACCCGCAAAUACCUGGCGGGGACCCGAGGUCAUACCCAAGCACUGGGUCCGCGGUGCUUUUGCCGUUUAAUAUUAAUACUCAGACCAAGAAUGUGGAUGCCGAAGUUUUGGUCUGUGGUGGAGCUCCGAAAGGGUCUUAUUCUGAAGCCUUGAAAGGGAAAUUUGUCGAGGCAUUAAAAACAUGUGCCCGGAUCAAAAUGAACGACCCUACUCCAAACUGGGUCGUUGAGGAAAUGCCUCUAGCUAGAGUCUUGGGAGACAUGACGUUGCUUCCAAACGGCAAUGUUUUGAUUAUCAACGGAGCUAGAAACGGAACUGCUGGGUGGGAGUCGGCCGAAGAACCUGUAUUGAAUCCGGUUUUAUACCAACCCAAUAAGCACACUGGGUCACGGUUCGAAAUUCAAACCCCGAGCAACAUUGCACGAUUGUACCACUCCACGGCGGUGCUUCUCCGCGACGGUCGGGUUCUUGUCGGCGGUAGCAACCCCCAUGCGGGCUACGAAUUCACCGGAGUUCGUUAUCCGACGGAGUUGAGCUUAGAGGCAUACAGUCCUUCGUAUUUGGAAAAACCAAAACUUCGCCCAGUUAUUGUCACUGCUCAGACUGAGCUUACAUACUCUCAGAAGUUUACAGUUCAGUUUCAAGUGAAGGGAAAAUUAGAUAAAACAUUGGUAUCAACGACAUUAGUUUCUCCAUCGUUUGCAACUCACUCUUUUUCCAUGAAUCAAAGACUUUUGGUGUUGCAAGUGACAGGAAUAGUGAAAAGUUUAAAGGAUUCGACUUACCAAGUUGAGGCUACGACACCCGGUUCCCCUAAUCUUGCUCCCUCUGGUUAUUAUCUUUUAUUUGUGGUUCAUGAAGAAAUUCCCAGCGACGGCAUUUGGGUCCAUCUCAAAUAA